CGUCGAAACACGCGUGGCUGAACUUUGUUCUGUUCAAAAAUGACCGAAAAAGUGUGGCUAAGAUUCGAGACGAAACCAAAAGAUGGCACUGCACUGAAGCUGAGGAUACAAGACUUGCCUCCGGCGAGGGCUGACGAGGCCCUGGAGUUGAGGUUGACACAAUUUGCGGCGGACGAAGUUGUGCACAAAGCAGCAGGUAUCACAAAGAAUCCAGAAGCAGUGGAGUCGUAUAAAGAAUAUUUGAACUUAUUAAAGCAAGACCCAAGCUAUAGCACUGUCAUCUGCUGCGAAGAUAACGGGGAUGAUGCCGGAGACAUAUUGGGGGUAUCAAGUAUCUCACUCGCGAAGGAAGACUUCAACUGGGAUCAGAUCCUGGAAAUGAUAAAGAAAGACGGUCCCGAGGAAAUCAGAAAGUUAACAGCAGUCUUCAAAUCAACUUCGGACAUGUAUAAACCCGUAAAAGAAUUGAAUCUGAAAGAGUAUCUAGAGGACCACAGCAUACUGGUAAUGCCGGGCUACAGGUGCUGUGGAAUAGCGCAACAGUUUUUAAAAACGAGACGUCUACAGUGUGCUGAACUAGGGGUCCUCAAAACAGGGGGGUGGAUGACAGGGUACGGGACCCAGAUAGCGGCCGAGAGAGACGGGUGGGAGACGGUCUUUGAGGUCAAAUACGACGAUUUGGCGCGCGAACAUAACCUGGUCUUCGAGGACGCGCCGCCCACUAUGAAGUACAUGAUAGCUGGACCCUUAACUACCUAUACUCAGAAUCAGAAUAGCCAUUUAUUAAAUUAA
Molecule: messenger RNA, 792 nt
Organism: Cydia amplana
Lineage: Eukaryota; Metazoa; Arthropoda; Insecta; Lepidoptera; Tortricidae
Exons: 4
Coding region: 40-792 (250 amino acids)
Source: RefSeq, a predicted model, not a curated record